AUGUUGAGCAGGAUAGGUUUCAGAAGUGUGAACCGCACACUCCCAUUUAGUAGUAGCUCUCUUUUCUCCAGGAAUUUUAGCCGUGUAGGGACGCUAAAGACUGAGGCGAACAAAGAAGGUGUUAAAACGGCCCAAGACAAUCAGUUAGAGAAUAAUCUUACGCAGCAGGAACUAAAAGACCUAUCAAGUGUGUUGGAAGAGCCCAGUUUUAGUAUUUUUCCUUCACUAAAUGACGUUAAACCAAAGGAACUAGUGGGAUUUCAGGCAUUUGGUGUAAAAUCAUAUUUCGUGGACAGAUCUGCAACAGGAAAUCUGCCGGUUUACUCAGAUGUGAAAAGAGGUGGCAAAAUAGUCACUGAAAUCCGUAGAAUUCGUGGUGAUCCUGUUCAAUUGAGAAAUGACCUGCAAGACAAACUAAAGCAUAUUCCCAAAAAUCGGUUCAAGGUCCUGAUGGAAUCAAAAAAAGUGGUGAUUGAUGGCGACGUCGUCAGACAGGUUAAACAGGUUUUGUCGACAGUUUUUUGA
Messenger RNA from Lachancea meyersii CBS 8951, 525 nucleotides. The record is from the annotation of a GenBank genome assembly. Lineage: Eukaryota; Fungi; Ascomycota; Saccharomycetes; Saccharomycetales; Saccharomycetaceae.